AUCCCUGCUGAUUGAUGUGGGGAGAGCCACGAUGAGGAACCCCUGUGCUCCCUGGGUGUCCUCUCUUACUACUGUCAUUUUUCUUCUGCUAAUUCCUGAAGGUGGCUGUGAAAGAAUCAUUGGAGGAGACACAGUAGUUCCUCACUCAAGGCCAUACAUGGUUCUACUUAAACUUAAACCAGACAGCGUCUGUGCUGGCGCUUUGAUUGCAAAAAACUGGGUGUUGACCGCUGCACAUUGUAUCCCGGGAAAGAAAUCUGAGGUCAUUCUUGGGGCUCACUCAAUAAAAAAAGAGCCGGAACAACAGAUAUUAUCUGUUAAGAAAGCAUAUCCCUAUCCUUGCUUUGACAAACACACACAUGAGGGUGAUCUACAACUUCUACGGCUAAAGAAAAAAGCAACACUUAACAAAAACGUGGCUAUCCUUCAUCUACCUAAAAAGGGGGAUGAUGUGAAACCAGGAACCAGAUGUCAUGUAGCAGGGUGGGGGCGUUUUCACAAUAAGUCACCUCCCUCUGAUACUCUGAGAGAAGUCAACAUCACUGUCAUAGACAGAAAAAUCUGCAAUGAUGAAAAACACUAUAAUUUUAACCCUGUAAUUGGACUAAAUAUGAUUUGUGCCGGAAACCUCCGUGGUGGGAAGGACUCAUGCUACGGAGAUUCUGGAGGCCCUCUGCUAUGUGAGGGUAUUUUCCGAGGCAUCACAGCUUUUGGCCUUGAGGGGACAUGUGGAGAUCCCAAAGGGCCUGGCAUCUAUACUUUACUCUCAGACAAACACCUCGAUUGGAUAAGGAAGACUGCGAAGGGCGCUGUUUAAAGGGUGACUCUCACUCCAUCCGCUGUCGCUUCUGUAUCUGAGCACAAAUAAAAUCAACUUAAAGAGCUG
Molecule: messenger RNA, 886 nt
Organism: Rattus norvegicus (Norway rat)
Lineage: Eukaryota; Metazoa; Chordata; Mammalia; Rodentia; Muridae
Gene: Gzma
Product: granzyme A
Exons: 5
Coding region: 32-817 (261 amino acids)
Biological process (GO): proteolysis; protein catabolic process; pyroptotic inflammatory response
Cellular component (GO): cytoplasm
Molecular function (GO): protein homodimerization activity; hydrolase activity; endopeptidase activity
Source: RefSeq, marked validated